This is a messenger RNA of Paramormyrops kingsleyae, 2098 nucleotides long. RefSeq names its product synaptophysin-like protein 1. Lineage: Eukaryota; Metazoa; Chordata; Actinopteri; Osteoglossiformes; Mormyridae. The record is from RefSeq and is a predicted model, not a curated record. Gene Ontology annotation, cellular component: synaptic vesicle; synaptic vesicle membrane.
CCUUUCUCUUUAAGGUUCGACUCGGUAAUCACGUGUCCGGAGUUGCAGGGUCAAAAAGUUUGACAGAAGCCCGUGUAGACAUAUAGUUUUGUUUUGUUUCCUAUUGUUUUUGUUUUCUUUGAGGCAGGCAUCAAACGGGGUUCCUGAAACUCUUGAUCAGCAUUAUAUGCUCGCUAAUCUUGCAUAAGGGUAAAGUUUUUUCCGUUUUUCCAUUUCCUAUCUCAGAGUAGGCAGACCCUUUCCACAGUAGCAAUGGCCGGAGUUAUUCAGCAAGUGACAACGGGACUUCGUCUCGACCUGGGACCUCUGAAGGAGCCAUUAGGAUUUAUUCGCGUCCUAGAAUGGGUUUUCUCCAUAUUUGCCUUUGCCACGGCUGGUGGAUAUUCAGGAACCACUCAGGUCAAAGUGACAUGUACAGGAUCGGAUGCGGUCAGCAUCAAUGCUGACUUCCAUUACCCUUUCAGACUCCUAGGUCAAUCAUUCAAGAUCCCGACUUGUAGUAAUGACACCAAGUUGGACAUCAACCUUAUAGGAGACUUAUCAUCAUCAGCCGAGUUCUUCGUCUGCAUCGGCGUGUUCGGCUUCCUGUACUGCACAAUCGCCCUGGUGCUCUACUUGUGCUACCAGCACGUGUACCGUGAUGGCACCCGAGGCCCCAUGAUUGACCUGAUUGUGACGGGGGCCUUUUCCUUCCUCUGGCUGGUCUCUUCCUCAGCCUGGGGUAAGGCCUUGACUGACAUCAAGUGGUUCACCAACCCGCAGACCGUUGCUGAUACCAUUACCGCCUUAAAAGAUUUUAAGGGAACAUGCAGUCCUGGACAGGGCCCAGCCAUGGGCCGCCUCAACGCCUCCGUGAUCUUUGGAUUCCUCAACCUCAUCUUGUGGGGGGGCAACUGUUGGUUCAUCUACAAGGAGACACCGUUCCACAAGCCCGUCAGCCCUCCCGUCAUUGAGGAGGGACCUGGAUCUUCUUAAUCGAAUCCCUCAGAAUCGCCGAUAAAGCCCCCACCACUAUCAGCCCAUCAUCCAAAGGGGGGGGGAGGGAGGAGCUGGGUCAGGAACCCAUGGUCAUGUGUCUGCAAGAGUCCUGAUAUGAGCAUGACGAUGCUCCAGUUUUCAUUGCUGGUGUUGAGCUUCAGCUUUCAAAAAUCACGUCGGACAGCUGGAGCCCAGACCCACAAGGGAAACUGCAGCAGCAUAUCCAGCCCUGUUAUCUGAUUACUAUUAAUUAUUCCGUUUUAUCUUGUUGUGACCUUUCCAUAGUAGUAUUGCAAUUCAGUGUUUCAACGCCAAAUCGUUUGAUUUUUAAUUGUAAGCAACAUUAAUCCCCUCACCCAACAAUUAACGUAGUUCGUCACAGUGUAUCAUUUUUCGAUACUGAAAUUCAAGCACUUUUUUUUUUUUUUUUAUUUUAAAUUCUCUUUUUUUGGCUGUAUGUGCUGCAAGGUCAGCUCUAGUCAGACUGGGGUCUUGGUGACUGGUAUUUCACCCAAAACAUCAACAAGAAGAAUAUGGUAACUUUAAAACACUCAGUUCUUAAUUUGCAACAUUUUGUGUAUAAGGGAAGCUACCAGCUUCUUGAACUGCUAUAAUUUUUUUAUAAACCUCAUUACAAUGCUUCGUUAGAAAUUUGAGCUGUUUGGCUUUCCCAAAGGAAUAGCCAUUAGUUUAGGCUUUUUUCUAUUAGUCAUUUUUAUUAAUAUUAAUAUUGUUACUGUAAUGUCACUGUGCUUGAUGUUUGCCUCACAAGUUGAGGUGAGGUUAACUUGAGAAGAUUAAACUCCUGCCAUGGAGUGAUGAUGUCAGAUUGUUUCCUGCUGUAUUUCACCAAAUGGCUGUGGCACUUAUUUAAGUAGCUGGCAGUGAGUCGUCUUUUUAAGCAUCUUUCUGUUUUGUUUAUGUACUGCAUCAGGUUUGAAAUUGAAGUAGUUGACACAUACUGGCUAUUUCUGUUAAAGUGUACUUUAACCAGUUGAUUGGUAAGUGGGCGGGUUUGUUUUCCUAAUGAUACAGGGCUUCUGAAUGUAAUGAUUUGUCUUUCUCUGGCGUUCUGAGCAGACUUCUCUCUUCUGUGUUAUUAAAGAAGCUGCAAAACUUU